CUAGAGGCAAGAUGAUGAAGACCUGGGGUAUUCCAUAAUUCCCAAACACCUUAAGCAUGUUUCAUUGGAAGACCAACCUGGAAGCCCUUUGGAGGAUUUCCCACCUCACCCCCUUAACCAAGAAGCACCUGAAGAAGGUCUAUGCCAGCCUUUCCCUCUGCAUGCUUGUGACAGCCACAGGAUCCCACCUGAAUGUAGUUUCACAUUUCUUUCAGGCUGGCUUUCUCUCCACAUUGAGUUUGUUGGGAAUGUUAUUUUCCCUGUUGAUCACACCCCACAGAGAGGACACUGAGCCAAAGAGACUGCUUCUGCUGGCCGGAUUUGCUUUCUUCGUAGGGGUUGAGUUAGGCCCCGAACUGGACUCAUCCAUUGCCAUCAACCCCAACAUUGUCCCCUCUUCCUUCCUGGGCACAACAAUGACCUUUGUCUCUUUUACCUUGAACUCAUUCUAUGGCCAAUGCCUCGGCUGCCUCUGCCUCGGUGGGAUCUUGCUGUCAGCCCUGUGCCUUUUAUUCAUCUCGUACUUGGGGAGUGUCUUCUUUGUAUCUACAUGGCUCUCUCAAGCACACACAUACAUUGGGCUGGCAUUCCUGUGUGGACUGGUGAUUUUCGACACACAACUCAUCAUUGAAAAGGCAGAGAGAAAAGAAGAAGAUUACAUCUGGCAUUGCAUGGAACUUUUUCUGGAUUUUGUUUCCCUGUUCAGGAAAUUCAUGGUGAUCGUUGAAAUGAACGAAAAGGGCAAGCUGAAAAAGGAAAUAAAGCAAUGACUCUCUAG
Trichosurus vulpecula (common brushtail) is the source of this 778-nucleotide messenger RNA. RefSeq names its product bax inhibitor 1-like. Gene Ontology annotation, cellular component: mitochondrial membrane. The coding region runs from base 57 to 770 and encodes 237 amino acids. The record is from RefSeq and is a predicted model, not a curated record. Gene Ontology annotation, molecular function: enzyme binding. NCBI's taxonomy places the organism in Eukaryota, Metazoa, Chordata, Mammalia, Diprotodontia, Phalangeridae. Gene Ontology annotation, biological process: negative regulation of RNA splicing; cellular response to unfolded protein; negative regulation of apoptotic signaling pathway. The transcript has a single exon.